Molecule: messenger RNA, 1930 nt
Organism: Ctenocephalides felis (cat flea)
Lineage: Eukaryota; Metazoa; Arthropoda; Insecta; Siphonaptera; Pulicidae
Product: cyclin G-like
Biological process (GO): regulation of cyclin-dependent protein serine/threonine kinase activity; mitotic cell cycle phase transition
Cellular component (GO): nucleus; cyclin-dependent protein kinase holoenzyme complex; cytoplasm
Molecular function (GO): cyclin-dependent protein serine/threonine kinase regulator activity
Source: RefSeq, a predicted model, not a curated record
GAAAUGGGUCCAAUGCAUUCGUUAAUUCUUUUACGAUCUGAUUACAAAGUAUUAAACCUACUGCAUUCAAACGAGUGAAAAUAUCAAAUGUUUUUAAAGUUAUGAAAGCUCCAAGAUUGCGUCAUGUUCUAUUGAACAAAACAACCUGAAAUAUAAGUCUGAAAAUGAAAUAAAGAAUACAAAUUGUGAUUUUAAACUGCUUUAACACCGAAAUGGUAAUUAGAUUCUAUAAUUAAUUUAUUUUUAAAAAUUUUGUACUUUUUUGUAUUUUAUACGGGAUAUAUUUUUUACUAGUUAGAAAAAUUCAACAAUAUUUCUGUUGCAGUAAACAAGCUUUUCUUUUCGUCUUUUUAAAUUACAUAAAAAGUAAAUAAUAUUUUGAUGUACUAUUUUUGUGCGCGGAAUCAAUGUCAGCGUCACCAAAUGGAGGGAGUAUGCUAGUUCCUGAAAAUUCCGCAUCCACUUUACUGUCACUGUCAUUCGCGAGUCAACUUUGUUCGUGAAUACUGUGAGCAUAUUUUCUCAAGAUUGGUUGAUACUUAAUUCAAGAUUUAUCCACGGACGCAUCCGGGUACUAGGCCAGCCCUGGUCUGGUGUCACGUAGUGACCGUCGGAGGCGAAGCGAACAAUAGUUUCCAAACCUCCACGUCGCCAACGAGUCACCAUGAUGCAGCAGGCUUGCGGCCGGCCCGGGACACCGGGUGCUCCGGUGCGGUCCAGCAAAAGAGCCAGUAACAACUCUCGAAGGAAGCAUUUCAACAAUAAUAGGAAAAUCCACACAAACCAUCAUCAUGGAAAGAAGAUGUCUCAAGCACUGGCUGAAUGUAAUAAGAUUGCUGCACCGGCGAAAGAAAUCCAAGAAGAGAAGAAAUUAGAACAACCUGUGGAUGUAAUGGAUUGUGAAGUAACUGCUGUUGAUAAUGAAACUGAUAAGGCAUUGAAUUGUAUGGAAACUCUGGAAGCCCAGCUGUUGGAAGCGCUGGCGCUUGAAUCCAAAUAUCAGCCCAAUUUAUAUCUACCUGUUGGCACGGAGGAAUUUGGUGAGAUCACAGCUGGAACCAGAGAUGGUGCUGCUCAUGUCCUGCGUUGCCUUAAAGUAUGGUAUGAUAUGCCAUCAGAAGUACUCUUUGCUGCCAUCAAUUUAGUUGAUCGAUUUCUCACAAAAAUGAAGGUGAGUAAACCCAAGCACAUGGCCUGCAUCAGUGUAGGUUCAUUAUAUCUAGCCAAUCAACAACUGUCAUUACCUGCAAUGGAUCCUGAAGAUUUAGUACUUAUUUCACAAUGCAGAUGCACUGCUGGUGAUUUGACUCGUAUGGCUACAAUUGUUGCCGACAAACUAGGUGCCCAACCUGGUUGUCCACCAAUUACAGCUUUGACCUUCUUGCGUCCAUUACAUGCCAUGUUUAAGCAAAGGGCUCUGGAAUUGGGGCUAGAGCCUUUCCAAAAAGUUGUUACUGAGGAAGAUUUGAUAAUGCGCCUAGAAAUAGUAGCUUGUGAUUCAACUUGUGCAAAUGUAAGACCAUGUGAGCUGGCUCUUGUUUUAUUAUGCACCCAACUUGAUAGCUGUGUGUCUCAAUUGGAAUCUCAUACUGCUCAAACGAUGCUUAAAUUGGUUGAUUUUGCUAUUCACAUGCAGAAACAGUGCAGGAUUCCUGACUCCAGCUUCUUCAGUUGUCACGGUUGUGUUGUCAACAUACUGUCGAGGUAUAACAAUCAAGAUAAAAGUCCACACAGGCAAAGACUUGUUUGGAAAUUAUCUUCGCGCACAUUGAAACUUCUUCGACCAACAGAUCGUCUUACAUCACUUCUGCCCACUAUUGACGAAAAUGGAUGUCUACCAAGGCUUAGAACUGGCAGUGUGAGUUCUGUGGACAGUGAAGAUACUGAAGAUUGGCCCAGUCCUCUUGUUCCUGUUUGUGAGCAAUGUUAA